Molecule: messenger RNA, 393 nt
Organism: Metopolophium dirhodum (rose-grain aphid)
Lineage: Eukaryota; Metazoa; Arthropoda; Insecta; Hemiptera; Aphididae
Exons: 1
Coding region: 1-393 (130 amino acids)
Source: RefSeq, a predicted model, not a curated record
AUGAAGAUUCCACGCUACAUCGGUUGUUCCGCUGGAUGUAGCUAUGAUUUGUGCGGUUUCUCUGACGCGUCCACGAAAGGGUAUGCAGCGGUCGCUUACCUCCGUGUCACUGCAAAGUCAGGAAGUGUUGAUGUCUAUCUUCUAGGGUCCAAAACUAAGUUGGCCCCCAUGAAAACCUCGACGAUCCCACGGCUCGAACUGAGCGGAGCGGUGCUACUGGCUCUAUGGCUGGGAAGAAUUAAACGCGCUCUGGAACCUCAACAAGAGAUUUCGAAUGUCUUCGCUUGGUCGGACUCGACCAUUGUGCUCUCAUGGUUGGGCAACACUCAUACCUCGUCUAAGACUUUCGUAUCCAACCGUAUCUUCCAAAUUCAAACCACGAUUUCUGUUUGA